Messenger RNA from Mauremys reevesii (Reeves's turtle), 3221 nucleotides. RefSeq names its product tetratricopeptide repeat domain 16 (gene TTC16). Gene Ontology annotation, molecular function: protein binding. The record is from RefSeq and is a predicted model, not a curated record. The coding region runs from base 986 to 3052 and encodes 688 amino acids. The transcript has 14 exons. Lineage: Eukaryota; Metazoa; Chordata; Testudines; Geoemydidae.
CCGCCCACUCUACCAGGACCCGCUUCCCGGCGGCGCGCGGAUCAGCCUCGCGGUGGCUCAUGAUGCGGCUCAGUAACCUCCCGAGGCGCUUGGGCAGCGGCCGCAGCAUCCCCCUCUUUCCCCCGGCCGAGUGGGCGCCGCUGAGACCUCGGGGCACAAGCAGCCCUUAGCAGCAGCAGCCUCUCCGCUUCUAAAGCGUCACGGCCACUGCGACCAAUCACAAAGACCGGCCCCUACCACGUGGCAGUGCCAUCUUGUUUGCGGGCAGAAGGGAUUCACACCACGUGGUUUGAUGGGCGAUGCCAUUUUGAUUAUGGUGCAGGAAGGGCGCAGGCCACGUGCUCUGCAGACGCGCCCAUCUUCCUUGUGGGCGGAAGUGCUCAGCCUCUGUAAGCCGGCUGCCCUUGGUUUCCUUUAUGAGGACCCUUUCGUUUAAUCUUUGCUGGUCCCUUGAUCAGAGUGGAAGAGCUGGUGACUUAUGUAACGCACCAAGGGUCUUCGACUGCUUGCUUGUUGGCAGAGUUACCAGGCACAGGAUCAUGCCUGCAGGCUGCCUCAAAGCUGGCAGGUCAGACCAACCCCCCUGUCUGUCCCAUGAUGUAAUCAGCUUUCAUGCAUUUGUAGCUGAUGAGGGCCGUGUAUCACAAUAUCCGUCACGCUGCAUGGUACUAGUACUGGACAAGGAUGCCUCCGAAAAGUCUCCCACAGUUGACGUUUGGGCAAGAAAAAAAGUUCCAUCACUGCUAUGGGAUGAACAUCACGUUGUAAUGAUCCACAUUGUGGGAUUCCCCUUCUCACAUUAUUUUACCCAUUUGAAUCACAGAUGUAAAUGGCAGCUUUAAACCCAGGUCCACGUGGCUGUUGAACAUACAGAGGAGCUGGAAUCUAAGAGUCAGGACUGCUGGGUUCUAUUGUUUUGGGUAGAGAACAUGGGUGACUGCAAAAGUCUGGUCUGCUCCAGUGGAAAACAAGUGCCCACAAGCCCAUGGUGAAUCAGUGGCAGAGCUGGAAAUGGAACCCAGGAGUUCUGACCCCUCAUCAGACAAGCCCACCUGCUCUGGGGCAGGGUCACCGCCUCUUCCUUCCCAGCUGGCUGCAGUUUGAUGGGAUACCAGGAUUUUGCCCAUCACCCAGGCCGGGCUCACAGGGUGCCAUGCGAGCGCAGGAGGGAUCCCACCCUGGCCACAGAACCUUCUCACUCUGGGCCCACCUCCUCGGCCCCCAGCUGCCUGGAUACCGCCUGCCUAGCAACGAGGGACACGACCACUGGGAUGGAGGCCAAGGCCCCGCAGGAGGAGCCUGGGCAGAGCAAAGACUGGAGAUGAAGACAGAGACUAAAGGACUGUUCCCGACUGCUGUGUCCAAAGAGAAUCUGCGGGAGAGAUCCCCGCGACAGAUCUUUGGGUCCAGCCAGACUUUGCGAGACCUCAAGGACCCCAGCGGAGUGAAGUCCCCGACAGCGAUUGUGCAGAACAGGAUACAGGAGCACUGUCAGAGAGGGAAGGAGUUCUUCUCCCAAGGCGAGUGGGAGAAGGCUGUCAUUUGUUAUUCCAAAGCCAUUAACCUGAACCCCCAGCAGGUGGAGUUCUAUGUACAGAAGGCAGAAGCCUUUCUCCAGCUCUGUGAUUUCCAGUCUGCUGUGCUGAACCUCAGAAAGGCGUAUUCCUUAUCCUCUGCAAAGGAAGAAUACGUAGAGCGCAUGGCCUUCAUUAUUUACCUGCAGGGCCAAUGUCUGUUUGACCAAGAGGUCUAUUGCGAUGCUUUGGAGUCCUUCACUCGAGCCUCAGAGCUGCAGCCUGACAACUCACUCUAUCGCAGGAGGAGCAUUGCCUGUCUCGCAGCCCUGAACAGAUACCAGGACUGUUUUCGGCUCGUCAAUGAAGAGCUAGAUCAAGACUCAAAGAACCCAGAUCUGUACAUCCUGAGAGCCAAGCUGCAUGAGCACUUCAGUCGGGCUACCCUGUGUUACCAGGACGUCCAGGAGGCCAUUGCGCUGGAGCCGCGGCACGAAGAAGCUCAGCUUCUAAUGCAGAGGCUGCUGAAACGAGCACAGAAAGCCAAGAACCAGGCUCUGAAUAAGGCCUUGAAGGGAAACUUGAAGGAUGCCCUGCUCAAAAUCACCUUUGCCAUCGAGAACAGCCCCUUUGAUGCAGGGUACUUCAUCUUCAGAGGGACUCUACACAGAAGGGUCAAAGACUUCAACUCAGCCAUUGAUGAUUACAUCAAGGCCACAGAGCUCUGCGAAGAAGAGGGAGCUGUGGCCAUGGAGGCGCAACGGCAGCUCCUGCUCACGUACAACGACUUUGCAGUGCACUGCUAUACUCAGGGCUUCUUCGAAGAGGCUGUGCUGCUCCUCAACAAAGCCCUGAAAGGGGAGAAGAACGAGAAGGGACUCUAUGUCAACAGAGGAGACUGCCUCUUCAGGCUGGGAGAGCUAACCUUUGCCUUGGCGGAUUAUCAGCAGGCGCUGGAAUUGAGUCCAAUGGACUUUAGUUUGCGAAGACGCGUUGGUAUGUUGCUGGAUGAACUAGGAUUGCAGGCGCACAAGCAGAGAAAGUACCAGCGGGCAGUACACUGUUUCUCUGGUGCUAUUGAGAGCAACCCUCGCCUGCCACACUAUUAUCUGCACCGGGCCAAGAGCCGCCUGUUCCUGCAGGAUGAGAUGAGUGCUAAGGAGGAUGUGAUCAUAGCUCUGUUGCUGGACCCUGAAAAUGAUGCGGUCCUACCUGUUGUAACCAGCCUCUUUCCAGGACAGCCCAUCCAGGAUAUUAUUAGCAGCAAGAUUGCGGAGGUUGCCAAAACAAUCUUGGAAAGAAAGCUUCAAGCCUGCCCGUACUCCAACAGCCCAGCUAAACUCAAAUGGCCAGCUGGAGCUCUGGAGGAUGAACCAAAGGAACCAGGUGCUCAGAGUGAAGAUUCCGAGAGAGCCCUGCAGGAUUCAGAGAGCGUCAUCAGCUCUUGUGCCACGGAACAUGAACUGUACAAGCAGAUAGCUGUCUCCAGAAGGACAGUGAGUAAAGUAAGUGAACCUGGCUUGGAGGAGAAAAAGUGAGAAGGCAGGAAAAGUCAGUACAAAAACUGCUCCAGCUUCAUGUAAGAGACAGCACCUGAGUUGCCUGGGUUACAGACACUAAGCUGAGUUUCAAUGGAAAGUAGGUGCAUUUAGACUCCUUUCCUGCUACUUCGGCUCUAAUAAAUAUAUUGCUUCUCUCGCUUCACUU